Vicia villosa (hairy vetch) is the source of this 1070-nucleotide messenger RNA. Its product is annotated as protein POST-ILLUMINATION CHLOROPHYLL FLUORESCENCE INCREASE, chloroplastic. Gene Ontology annotation, cellular component: chloroplast stroma; thylakoid. Bases 109 to 957 code for a protein of 282 amino acids. Gene Ontology annotation, biological process: chlororespiration. The record is from RefSeq and is a predicted model, not a curated record. NCBI's taxonomy places the organism in Eukaryota, Viridiplantae, Streptophyta, Magnoliopsida, Fabales, Fabaceae. The transcript has 8 exons.
AAAAUAUCUAUCUAUAUUGUUAGAUUGAGCAACCACUUUUUCUCUCCUCUCUUAACUAUUUUCCUUAUUCCAAUCCAAUAUUAAGGAAUCACCAAAAAAUUGUGAUACAUGGCUGCAACUAAUGCUUCAAUCUUUACUUCAACAAAACCUUGCUUCUCUGUCACACCCUCUCUUCCUACUCAUACCAUAACAAACACUUUUGGUAGUAAUUUUUUGAAUGUUUCAUUACCAAGAUCUUCUUACCUUAUGAGGCAGAGACAUGUGAAUGUUAGACAUGUAAUCAAUGCUGCUUCUUCUGUUGCAACAAGUCCUACUGAGGAGAUUCAAGAGUACAAGCUACCUUCAUGGGCUAUGUUUGAAUUUGGGAAGGCUGCAGUUUACUGGAAAACCAUGAGUGGUGUCCAUCCUACUUCAGGUGAAAAUGUUAAACUUUUCUAUAAUCCUGCUGCAGCAAAACUUGCUCCAAGUGAAGAAUUCGGAAUUGCUUUUAAUGGAGGUUUUAAUCAGCCGAUUAUGUGUGGUGGUGAACCAAGAGCUAUGCUAAGAAAGGAUAGAGGAAAAGCGGAUUCUCCUAUAUAUUCCAUUCAAAUAUGUGUUCCUAAACAUGCAUUAAACUUGAUCUUCUCAUUUACAAAUGGAGAAGAUUGGGAUGGUCCAUAUAGAUUGCAGUUUCGAGUUCCCAAACCCUUGCAGAACAAGCCAAUAGAAUUCUUUAAUGAGGGCUUGGCAGAGGAACUAGGUAAAGAAGGAGCAUGUGAAAAAGCAAUAUUUCCAGACACAACUACAGUUAUAGAAAAAUGUGCUAUGAUUGGUAAUUUGUCAAAAGAAGGGGGUGAUCGCUGUGAUCUGAAUCUUGUUCUUGGGUGCGUUGAUCCGAGUUCGCCUUUGUACGAUCCACUAGCCAAUGUAGAUGAUGGAUCAUGUCCAAUUGAAGUGGAUUCUGACUCUGAGGAAUAACAAACAUAAUACUUUCACAUAUGAAAAUUCUCUUCCAUCAUCAUGCAUAUUGUUGUAACUUGUUUAGUACAUAAAUAAGAUAUUGUAUAAUAAUACACACAUAUAAUUACAUA